Molecule: messenger RNA, 2742 nt
Organism: Neltuma alba
Lineage: Eukaryota; Viridiplantae; Streptophyta; Magnoliopsida; Fabales; Fabaceae
Product: L-type lectin-domain containing receptor kinase VIII.1-like
Exons: 1
Coding region: 304-2325 (673 amino acids)
Biological process (GO): protein phosphorylation
Molecular function (GO): protein kinase activity; ATP binding; carbohydrate binding
Source: RefSeq, a predicted model, not a curated record
AUGGAUUUUUCUCCAGAUCCAUGUCCAUUAAUCAGUUUAUUCCCAGACUAUAUUCUCAUUCGCCUAAUGUUUUUCCCUGUUAUUGCUCCUUUCAAGCAUCCUCUCUCAGAGACGUCCAAUUGUCUUUUAUUCCUUUUUUGCUGUGUCAAAUUCAGUGUCUUGUCAGCUUCUGCAUUUUAACUUUCUCCCUAGUAUCAAUAAUCAGUAACCACUAACGCACAAAGCGUCUUGCUAUACCUACCUGCAAAUUCAUGAUUGAAGUCCUGCUGAAUCAUUGGAGCUGCCAUCUUCAUUUCACUUGUUAUGGCUUCCUUCUAUUUCAUCUUCUUGUUCUGCGUAUUUACUCUUCUAGCUUCGAUUGGAGAACACCAAGUUAUUGCUUUUUCAUCCGCCAUUAACGUAACCAAACAAUUCCACUUCCCCGAUUUCAGCGCAAGCAAUAACUCCAGAAUUCUUCAUGAUGUGAAGCUUCUAGGCAGUGCCAAAUUCUCAGAAGAAAAGGGUGCUCUUCAAAUUCCUGAUGACUCCUCAGAUAUCAGACAUCGAGCAGGAAGAGGCAUUUAUUCCUUCCCGAUUCGGAUGCUAGACCCAGAAACCCAAACCCCGGCUUCUUUCCAAUCCACUUUCUCUUUUCAGUUCAUCAAUUACAGCAGCGCAGAACAAGAUGAUUCUUACGGUGGUAGUGGCUUCACUUUCAUCAUCGUCCCUGACGAGUUCACCGUAGGAAGGCCAGGGCCAUGGCUUGCCAUGCUUAACGAUGCUUGCCAAGAUAAUUACAAAGCAGUGGCGAUUGAAUUCGACACCAGAAUGAACCCAGAUUUCGGAGAUCCAAACGACAACCAUAUUGGCAUCAAUCUAGGUACCAUAAAAUCCUCUAAAACCAUCAACGUUUCUGAUGUUGGAGUGAACUUUAAGGAUGGUUUCGUUCACCGUGCUUGGAUUACCUAUGAUGGUCCCGGGAAAAGAAUGGACAUUCGUUUAGGAUCAGCAAACCAAGAAGAUUACCCUUCUAAGCCAAUCUUCUCAGAAUCUGUGGAUCUCUCACCUUUUCUGAAUGAGUAUAUGUUCGUGGGAUUCUCUGCUUCCACAGGAAACCACACCCAAAUCCACAACAUACUUUCCUGGAACUUCACCUCCACUUCUCAAGCUUCUCUUCGCUUUCCCUCGUCUAAUACCUGCGAGGGUAACAUCUUACUUCGGAGUUCCUCUGCAACUCCGAGUACUAAUGGUUCAUCUAAAUUUGAACCUUCUCGCAGCUUUUUAAUCUUUACAGGUGUAGUGGCUUUGGCUCUUGCUGUUGUUCUCGGUUUCUACUUCAUUAGUAUACGCAAAAGAAAUCCUGAAAAAUCAAUCGUUCCAAGACCCCCAAAUAAGCCUCGCCGCUUUUCCUUCUCUGAGAUUUCCUCUGCCACUCGAUCCUUCAAUGAAAUAGAGGUAUUGGGUAGUGAUUCUAGGGGUGUGUACUACUGCGGGAAGCUUCCUAACGGCAUAAGAGUUGCUGUGAAAAGAUUCUCAUCUCAGUUUCUGAGCUCAUAUGGGUCAGAUCAUAAGAGACGGUUGUUGAAGGAAAUCAAAUCUAUCAGCCAGUUUCGCCACCCCAAUUUGAUUCCCAUAAGAGGUUGGUGCCCAGACAGGCAAGAAACCAUGGUGGUCUAUGAUUUCUUCCCAAAUGGCAGCCUUGACAAGUGGCUAUUCGACGGCAAUGUUCUUCCAUGGACUCGUCGAUUCAAAAUCAUAAAAGACGUGGCUGAUGGCUUGAGCUUCCUCCACUCUAAGCAACUAGCCCACAAGAACUUGAAAUGUAGCAGUGUGUUUCUUGAUGUGAACUACAGAGCAAUCUUGGGUGACUUUGGGUUUGUACUAUUAGAAUCAGAAUCAAGGCAAUUCGAGUCCACUGUGUGUCGAGGUGUUGAUGUGUUUGAAUUUGGUAUAUUUGUGCUGGAAGUGAUAGCGGGAAGGCGCAGGGUAGAGGAAGAGAAUGUAAAACCAGAAGCCAAAGACUUGCUGGAUUAUGCUUGGAAUUUGCACGAGAUUGACGAGAAAGUGAAGGUGGUGGAUAGAAGAAUGGGAUCACUGAUAAAUAUGGAGCAAGCAAUUCGUGUCUUGGAAGUUGGACUGCUUUGCACUUUGAAUGAGAACAAAGGAAGGCCAUGCAUGGAGCAAGUGGUAGAGUUUCUGAACAUGGAAAUAGCCAUCCCUAAGCUUCCAAAAAAUCGCCCUGUUGCCUUGUUCCCUUACAGCAGUGCCAACACAGGUCUCUGCAAUACGUACUCUUGCACCACCCUGAAGUUAAGCCAUGAUAUUAGGGACGCAUUCACUGGGUAGCCGCGGAGCAUUCAAAUUUCAAAAAUAAAUAAAAUGACAUGGAUCCAAUUCGUAUUUGAUAUUCCCGAUUCUUUUGUGGGUAGGGUUGCUUCUAAUGUUCUGGGAUAAUGUCCUUGGAUCAGUUUCGAAAUGCUGCAAAUGUAUCAAAUGAUGUGUGUGUCGACGGCAUGUUGAAGUUGUUAGUAUGAGGGAGGGCGUCGGAAUAGGUUGUGAAUAUAUGGAUUUAGUAGGAGUAGAUGUGUGUGUGAAUAAGACUUGGAGCUUGCCGGCCUCCUCUGUAGAAUCUGUUUGUGAUGUGAUUGAUGAAAUUUGGCUCUUCCAAAAAAAAAUGAAGAGAGCAUGAAGUGAAAUACUCCCUUUGCUCUCCUGUAUAUAAACUUCAAAUUUGGAUAGGGUUGUAGUCGAUUUUAUAAGCUU